GGUACAAGCGGCAUCCACCCGCUUCCCAUCAUAAGACAACCAACCAGCCCACCCGCGGCUACCGCUAUAUCGUCAAUUAUUAUUAUUAUUAUUAUUAUGAUCAUUGUGGGUAACAUACCUGUCAAGUGUUUACCUACGAUAAAUUUUCCGUCUUCUGUUGAAAAGUGAAAACUAGAACGGUUCACGGCGACGGCAAUGCAAGUCGUUUCGAUUUUACCCGUCCGACAGGGUUACGACUACGGACUUCGUUUGUUUUGUUUCUUAAAAUGUAAAUGAUUUUGCUUAAAGAAUCCAAUUUAUUUCAUACACGAGUCCGUUGGUUACCCAUUUUAUUUUUCCUAUAUGCCGUCGCUAGAAAUAACACUCAUAUCUGUAGGUAAUCUAAUCACGUUAAGCUGAGACUUGAGAUUGCUAGUUAUAUAAAAGAAAUAUGCUUGCCUGUGCAGAAAUUUCAAAAAUGAACACAUGCGGUAUUCAACAGAUUACACUUGGAUCAAAUAUUAUUGUUGAUGGUUUAUUUUUCAAUGAAACAAAUAUUAAAUUAAAUAGUUCUCAAGAUGAAGUGAUACUAUCAGAUUCAUCCAGUGUUCAAAAAUAUAUUCCAACAGAUACUCGCAACAAAUCGAAAAUAGAUCAUUUAGAUGUUAGUAAUAAUAAAUCAAAGAAACAUAAGCUUAAAUUAAAAAAAAGUCAACAAAUAUCCUUAAAUAAACUAAAUCUUAAAACUCACCUGAAAAUUCAACCAUCCAUAAAACAGUCCUAUACAUGUACUGUUUGCCAAAAAUUAUUUCAUUACAAAUACCGAUACGAUGCUCAUAUACAAAGUCAUAAUAUUGAAAAACAAAAAUAUAAGUGUAAAAUUUGUGAUAAAUCUUUCACACGUAAAUAUCAUAUCAGCAUCCAUAAUAGAACACAUACAGGUGAAAAACCAUAUAAAUGUGAACUAUGUGAGAAAUUGUUUUCAAUGAAACAUCAUCUCUUAUCUCAUAUCAGAACUCAUACAGGUGAAAAGCCUUACACUUGUGAAAUGUGUAAUGAAUCAUUUACCCGCAAAGAUAUUCUGAGCAAGCACGUUAGAACUCACAUAGGAGAACAACUUUCAACAUGUGUAAAAUGUCAAAAACAAUUUUCUAUGAAAACGUACACUGGAGAGAAACAAUACUUCUGUCAUUUGUGUCAACAAAUCGAGCCUCAAUCCAAUAUUAUGAAUAACAUUAACACUAAUUUAAAUCAUGACUUAGAAAUGUUUGACAAUGACAAACGUAUUGAGACAACAGACCUCAUUGAUAUAAAAUAUGAAAACAUAGAAAAUAGUGAUGAUGAAUCAAAAAUUCUAAUGUCUCCAUCAAACAUGUUAACAUAUCAACCCUAUGAUGAAAUGCUGAAUAACACUAAAGAAUUUCAAUCUGAUGUAAAAUGCCUUGAGACAUUCUGCAGUGUAGAAUUUAAAGAAAAACCAUAUAAAUGUCACAUGUGUCAGCAAUUAUUUUCUAAUAAACAAAAUCUUGAUUCUCAUAUAAGAAGUCAUACUACAAAACAACCUUAUACAUGUACAAUUUGUAAGAAAUCGUUUUUCUAUAAAUACCGUUUUGAUGCUCAUAUAACUAAUCAUAAGAUGGACAAAUAUAAAUGUAAAAUUUGUGAGAAAUCUUUCACCCGAAAGUACCAUUUUGAUACUCAUUAUAGAAUACACACUGGUGAAAAACCGUUUAAAUGUGAAAUAUGUCUGAAAUUAUUUUCGUUAAAACAUCACCUUAUAUCCCAUGUUAGAACUCACACUGGUGAGAAACCGUUUAAUUGUGAGCUUUGUAAUGAAUCAUUUCGCCGUAAAGAUAUACUUAGUAAUCAUAUUAGAAUUCAUACUGGAGAAAAACAAUUUGUUUGUAAUUAUUGCGAAAAACAAUUCUCUAUGAAACAAUAUCUUAUAAGACAUAUGAGAACACACACUGGGGAAAAACCAUUCAUUUGUCAUGUAUGUCAAAAAAGGUUUUCACAGCGAUCUGGCCUUGAUUGUCAUAUAAGAAUCCACACUGGAGAGAAACCGUUUCAAUGUGAGGUAUGUAAAAAACUAUUUUCUAGAAGAGACAAUUUAACACUUCAUAUGUCAACACAUAAUAUUAAUAUAGAAGAUGAAACUGAUGAUUUUUUAUCAACAAAUGUGUAUUGCAAUGAUGAAGCAAUUAAAAAAACUAAUUGUUAAUUUUGUAACCAAUUAAUGUGUACAUUUAUACACAUUAAUAAAUAAUUCACCAUUCUAGUCCUAACUGCCUCAACCAGAAAACAUCUAAACCAGGAAGUUGUAUUAAGGGAAACUUUUUUAUUUAUACACAUGUUAUCUUAAAAUGUAUUGAUUUAUAUAAUUGUUAUUUAGUUAUUAAUUCAAAUUCAAAUUGUAUAAAACUUUAUUAUUUUUAAGUAAAUUUAACAGCAUAUAAUUCUUUUAACUUUCUUGUUUUUUUAUAAAUUCUUUUGUAUAAUUAUACACUUACAAAAUAAAAUAAUUUCAAGAUCAAACUAAUUCUUAGUAUUCCAAGUUCCAAAAGUUAAUAUAUUAUAUUUAUUGUUUAUUGGUGUUUUUUAACUUAUAAAUGUUGUUCAUUAUAUUUUAUUUAUUUAACAUCUAUACAUUAAUAUCAAUCAUAUAAAAUGCAAUAAAAUUCAGUAUUUUGUAAUUAUGAUACUAUUGGAUUUACUUUUUAUAACACCCAGAUAAGUGGUUUUUGGUCAAAAUGUUGUAAUAAGCAAAUAUUAAAACAUAAUUAUUAU
Aphis gossypii (cotton aphid) is the source of this 2766-nucleotide messenger RNA. Its product is annotated as zinc finger and SCAN domain-containing protein 2-like. Gene Ontology annotation, biological process: regulation of transcription by RNA polymerase II. Gene Ontology annotation, cellular component: nucleus. The coding region runs from base 431 to 2200 and encodes 589 amino acids. Lineage: Eukaryota; Metazoa; Arthropoda; Insecta; Hemiptera; Aphididae. Gene Ontology annotation, molecular function: RNA polymerase II cis-regulatory region sequence-specific DNA binding; DNA-binding transcription activator activity, RNA polymerase II-specific. The record is from RefSeq and is a predicted model, not a curated record. The transcript is spliced from 2 exons.